AUAUGUCCCUAAUAUCCAUACAAUAUUCCCCCUCACAAAACAAAAACAAAAAAAGACUCGACGGUUUCACUGCAAAAUGAAGGCGGCUUUGCUAGUACUUCUUCUUUCUGUCAUUACCACAUUCACAAAUUCUGCACCUUCACUUGAACCAGAACCAGUUCUUGAUAUAAAUGGCAAAAUUCUCCGAACACACACAACAUAUUUCGUAGUGCCUGUAAAACACGGAAAAUAUGAGGGGAUUUCUUUAGAAAGCACUGGCAAUGAGAAAUGUCAACUUGGUGUCGUACAACAAUUAUACGGCGGGCACGGAAGUGCUGUGGCAUUAUUCCCAGUGAACCCCAAGAAAGGCGUAAUACGCGUGUCUACUGAUUUAAACAUCGCGAUUUUCAGCACCCACGGGUGUGAUCAAUCCACUGUGUGGCAACUUGAGAAUUACGAUUCGAAAACUGGCAAGUAUUUUAUUAAAGAUGGUGGUGUUGAAGGAAAUCCUGGUCCUCAAACUAUAAGGAAUUGGUUCAAGAUUGAGAAGCAUGGACGAGGUUAUAAAUUUGUUUAUUGCCCAUCAGUAUGCAGUUAUUGUAAAGUCAUUUGCAAAGAUGUUGGCGUUUAUAUGGUCAACGGACAGAGACGUUUGGCACUCAGCGAUGUCCCUCUUGUGUUCAACUUCAAAAAGGAAUUUACUUCUUAAGAUCGAAUAAAUAACAAAUAAUAACAAUAAUAAUUAGUAUAAGGACAAUAAGUAGUUCUAUAAAAGAACAAUGACGUAAUAAGGAUAGUUCUAUAAAAGAACAAUGAUGUAAUAAGGAGUGCCUAAGCUAUGCUUUUAUUUCUUCUUGGUGUUUUCAUUGUCACUGAAUAAUACAUGUAUUUUGCAA
This is a messenger RNA of Lycium barbarum (goji berry), 875 nucleotides long. Its product is annotated as miraculin-like. Lineage: Eukaryota; Viridiplantae; Streptophyta; Magnoliopsida; Solanales; Solanaceae. The transcript has a single exon. The record is from RefSeq and is a predicted model, not a curated record. Bases 77 to 688 code for a protein of 203 amino acids. Gene Ontology annotation, molecular function: endopeptidase inhibitor activity.